GUCUCUCUGCUAGUUUGUCUCUGUCGCAGCAGCCAUGGCGGCUAGGGUUUACGCCGUCGGCUUCCAUCCGUAGGAAAAACCUCCUCAUCCAGUCGUUGCCCUCCAUCCCCACAUGCCCACGCUGCUCGUCGCCCCUCUCCACCACCAGGAAUCAUUCAGUUCACCCAAUCCAGCGCAUCGCAUCUGCAACCGUGCGUCCAGUUCCUGCUUUGCUCAGCUGACGCGGUCUCUGCAGUAGAUCAGGCCUGAGGUGAGCUAUGCUUGUCGCAUCCUUGACUGGGCUCACACGCAAACACUACAGUUAGUACACUAGUAUAACCAAGAUGUCCAUUGAUGUGAUAGAAUUUGUGGUGCCGUCUCAAGCAGCUGCAUGAUUUAUGUGAUUUUUGGUUCUGUCUCAAGCAUCUGUCUGAUUUUUUUGAUGAUUGGUGACAUCUCAAGCAGAAGCAGUUGCCUGAUUUUUGGUGCCGUCUCAAGCAGCUGCCUGAUUUUUGCAUGUUUAAAUAAAGGGAAAUAGUGUCUCACGAUGUAGAUUACAUGUUUGCUAUUAAUCAUUUCUGAUUCGUUUACCUGUUAUAUAUAUAGUUUCAUUAUUUAUUUUACUUUUUGGUGAAGCUAGAUAUAGAAACUACUGAAUUGACAUCAGUUUAUCUGUUUUUUGUUCUUAUAUCAGUUUACCUGUUUGCUGUGCUGUUACAUGUUUUUUUAGAACAUGCAUUAUAUUUCCAUGUUUGUCCAAACAGAUCUGAUAUUAGUAGCUCAAUAAUAUUUAUCUUACUAUUUUUUAAGACUAUAACAAAGUUAUGUAUUAUUUGCAACUCUUAGAUAAUGGGCCCUAGUGACAAGAUUAUGGAAUAUCGAAAGGAAAAAAUUAGGAAAUUCAUGCAAUUACAACAAAAAGAAGACGAUGAAUUAUUUUUUGUAAUAGUUCAUGCCAUACUUCAGUGCCUUAAUGAUGAGAAAAGACUAGUUCAUACUUCUGAAUAUACUGGUGCUAAAAAGAUGAAGGAAAUUCUAGAGGGGCAUGAGAGUUGGUGUAAGUCAGAGUUUCGUAUGGAGCCAGAGAUUUUUAAGGCAACGUGCAACUAUCUUAGGCGGGAGGGGUUGUUGCGUGACACGCGGAGAGUUACCAUUGAGGAGCAGCUAGGAAUGUUUCUAUUCAUGAUUUCACACAAUGCUAGCAAUGAAAGGCUAAAGAAAACAUUUCAACAUAGUGGGGAAACAGUCCAUAGGCACAUAAAGGCGGUUUUCAAUAUAAUUCCAACUCUCACCCACAAAUUUUUGAAGCUUCCUAGUUCCAACCAAACUCACCACAAGAUUGCAACAGAUCCUCGAUUCUGGCCUUUUUUUAAGGUGAGACAUAGACACUUGACUCAAUGGUUUCCUAACCUUUGUUGCAUCUUAAAUCUGACUUGUUCAUCUAUAGAACUGUAUUGGUGCCAUUGAUGGUACACAUGUCCCCAUCACAAUUUCAGAAGAGAAAGCCCCUCCAUAUAGAAAUAGAAAAGGCACACUGUCUCAGAAUGUGAUGGUAGCAUGUGACUUUAAUCUGAACUUCACAUUUAUAUCCUGUGGAUGGGAAGGGUCUGCUUCAGACGCUGGAGUUCUUCGAUCAGCUAUUAGCAAGGGUUUUCAUGUGCCAGAAGGAAAAUUCUACCUUGUGGAUGGAGGAUAUGCAAACACACCAGAAUUCCUUUCACCAUAUCGUGGAGUUUGGUACCAUUUGAGUGAAUUUAGGAGGCGACGCUCAUCUCGUGCAAGUGAAUAUGCUGAUCACAAGGAAAUAUUCAAUCAUCGUCAUGCAAUCCUUAGAAACCAUAUUGAGAGGGCUAUUGGGGUUCUAAAGAAGAGAUUUCAAAUCCUGAAAGUGGGUACACAUCAUCCCAUAGAAUCUCAGAUAAAAAUUCCAGCAGCUACAGCUGUCUUUCAUAACAUAAUUAGAGGCUUAAAUGGAGAUGAGGGGUGGCUAGAUGAGCAACCUACUUAUAUCCAACCAAGUGAUCAUAUCGACCUACCUGAAGGAGAUGGGAACUAUCAAAAUGAUGUGGAGUCUCUUAACUUACAAGAUCAUGCUGGAAGCAUACUUCGAGAUCAGAUUGCCAUACAAAUGUGGGAACGCUACAAUCAAAACCAAUCUUAAGAAAUGUAUUAAGCUAACGUAUAACUAUUGCUGCUAUAUUAAGUUAUGUAUAAUUGUUGCUGCUAUAUUAAGAUAAUGUAUGUGCAAAUGUUGCUGCUGUAUUGAACUUCUUGAAACUUAAUAAAUGUAUUAUUGUUGACGCUAUAUGUGCUCUAGCUUGUUUGUGAAUGAGAUGAUAAAUGUUGCUGCUAUAUUAAUGUAUGUGCAAGUAUUCUUAUUUAUCUCCAUUGUAUAGCUUGUGAGUUGUCCUGUUCAUCGGGUGUUUUUUCUUAGUAUAGCUAUGAGUAAAGAAGAAAACUCUAGGGCUCAUUGGAACUUCAAUAAAUAAAAAGGCCUAGUUGAUAUAUUGAACGAGCACAAUCAUCAAAGGUUCUGGGGGCAAAAUGGAUGGGCGGCCGAAGGGUGGAAGAGCAUUGUGAAGAGUUUUAAUGAAAAGUUUCCAUCUGAUCGGUUUACAAAGGGCCAAAUACAAGAAAAGGAGAAAGAGCUUAAAGCAAACUACAAGGCAAUCCGUGAUGGCAAAAAGAAAAGUGGUGCAGGAUGGAAUGAAUCUUUGUGCAUGAUUAAUGCUGAGCCAGUAAUAUGGGAAAAGCUUAUCCAUGAUAUUCCAAGGCUGAAGAAAUUCCAAGCAAAAUCAUUCCCUUUGUUUUAUGAACUGGAAAAGCUGCAUGAAGGAAGCAUUGCUACAGGUGAUUUAAACUUCACAUCAACUGAACCAGCACCCCAACCAACUGAACAUGUUAGCACUAUUGAUAUUGAUGCUCAUGAUUCUCACCUUAACCCUUUCCUUGCAAAUGUGGAUGGUCACAUGCCAUCUAGUGGACCCAUAGACAUAGAUGAGAUAGAAACACCAUCUUCAUCUUGCUCUAAAAAUCUUGAAAGUGGGACUGGGAAGAAAAGAAAGCUCAGUAUUGUUGGAGUUUUACAAAACUAUGUGGACAUUAGGGCAAAUGAACCAAAAAUAUUUAUGCAUGAACUCAAUGAGACAACUAAGGAAGCAGGUGACUAUUCUAUCAAGCGGUGUCUGGAUAUUCUAGAAUCAAUUGAAGAACUUUCAGAUGAGGAAAAGGCGCAAGCAACAAAUGUGCUGAAGUGUGAGGUCAACAGAGAAAUUUUCAUGAACUUCAAGAUUCCAAAGGUUCAUUUGUUAUGGGUCAAAGGCCAAAUUGCUCCCAAGGUCUAAUCUACAUUGUAUCGUGGUUGCUGGUGGUGUUUACAAGCUGAUGGCUGCAGAUGGUCCUUACAUUUUUGGCUUCUUUGUAUCUGGUUUUGAGACAUUGUAGUGAAGGUUGACAUGAGAAACUCUUGUAUGAACUUUGGAAUGGUUAUCUUUGGAGUGCCUUGUGACAAUUUACCUUUUUAUGUACUUCGUAUCUGUAUGGAAUAUUUUUCUUUGAUGCAUGUACUUCAGAUUUGUAUGAAUAUUUUUAUCCUUGCUAAUAAUUUUGCAUGUUGCAGCAAC
Molecule: messenger RNA, 3602 nt
Organism: Zea mays
Lineage: Eukaryota; Viridiplantae; Streptophyta; Magnoliopsida; Poales; Poaceae
Exons: 4
Coding region: 2700-3323 (207 amino acids)
Source: RefSeq, a predicted model, not a curated record